Molecule: messenger RNA, 1260 nt
Organism: Hermetia illucens (black soldier fly)
Lineage: Eukaryota; Metazoa; Arthropoda; Insecta; Diptera; Stratiomyidae
Product: mitochondrial amidoxime-reducing component 1-like
Exons: 4
Coding region: 164-1138 (324 amino acids)
Molecular function (GO): molybdenum ion binding; pyridoxal phosphate binding; catalytic activity
Source: RefSeq, a predicted model, not a curated record
ACUUAGACCGGAUCAACAACAACCAGGGAGCCACUCAGUGAGUCUAUAUUUUAGUAUCAAUCGAACAAGUUUGAGCUUUAUCUCAGUCUACCGUUCUGGCUGAUACGGAAUACAUUGAACAGUACCUCCCUGAGAACCAUUACGUGCAACGCAAUUCAACGCAAUGUCAGGUAUCAAGGAGAAAGCGGCAAUCGGUGUUGGAGUCGGAAUAGCAGUCUCAGCUCUGACGGGUGCUUAUUACUGGUACCAAGCCAAAGUCCGAAAUGCAUACCCAAAAGCAUGGCGUCGGGUCGGAACACUGUCCAAUCUGGCCUACUCCCCAAUCAAGUCAUGUAAAGCGAUUUAUCUAAAUGAUGCCGACUGUAAGGCGAUUGGAAUCGAAAAAGGACAAUGUCGUGAUCACAUGCUAAUGCUAAUCGACGGCUCGAACAAAGUGGUUACAGCGCGAGGCUACCCGCAUAUGCUCAAAAUCAAACAGGUGCCAAACGAUAAAGGAAUUACUGUCUCCGCGCCAGGGAUGGAUCCUCUGGAAAUCCAAUAUUCUGAUAUCGGCCAAGGAGAUACAAUUAAAGCUUCGAUAUUUGGAAGUGAUGUGUUCGUUGUUGAGUGCGGAAGGAAGUAUGACGAUUGGUUUUCCAAAUUCAUUGAUGAGAAAGAACGAGUGAAACUGGUCUUCUAUCCAUACCACACACCAACGAGAGUUGUGGAGAAAGCUUUGGCAAAUGGGAUAUUUUUGAAUGAGGACACUGGUGCCCUCCAAGAUAUCUCCAGUUAUAUGCUCAUCAACGAGGCAUCCGUAAACGAUCUAAACAAAAGACUCAAACGUCCAAUUAAUCCUAUGCAAUUCCGGCCGAGCUUCCUGGUCAAAACUGAUGGCCCAGCGUAUGAUGAAGAUAACUGGAACUGGAUAAAAAUCGGAAAUGAUGCAGUUUUCAGAACCGUGGCUCCUUGUUACAGAUGCAUUUUGCCCAAUAUAAAUAUGGAAACAGCAGAACGUGAUCCGGAUGGCGAUCCCCUUACUACCUUGAAAAGCUAUCGUUGCAAUCGUAGCUCAAAAAGUCCAGUGAUGGGGUUGCAACUUGGUAUCCGAACCCCUGGUUAUGUGAAAGUGGGAGAUGAAGUUUUUGUUGGUGCUUGAAAUUUCAUUCACCUUUUCAUUUGGCUAUUGUUACUCAAUGAUUUCUCGGUUAUACGAUUUGUGAUUGCAUUUUUAUAAAAAGUAUAAAUGGAAUAUAUAUAGUACAUAUGUAUGUAUAUAAA